Molecule: messenger RNA, 1134 nt
Organism: Talaromyces amestolkiae
Lineage: Eukaryota; Fungi; Ascomycota; Eurotiomycetes; Eurotiales; Trichocomaceae
Exons: 2
Coding region: 1-1134 (377 amino acids)
Biological process (GO): ergosterol biosynthetic process
Cellular component (GO): endoplasmic reticulum
Molecular function (GO): sterol 24-C-methyltransferase activity
Source: RefSeq, a predicted model, not a curated record
AUGGCUCCCGCAAAGUUGGAACAAGAGAAUCACCAGCGCGAUGCUGACUUCAACAAGGCUAUGCACGGCAAGUCGUCGCAAAACACUGGUGGUUGGGCGGCCAUGCGAGCCAAAGACACCAAGGCGCAGCAAGUCGCUGUGGACGAAUAUUUCAAGCACUGGGACAACAAGGGUGCUGCUGAAGAGACGGAGGCUACCCGUGAGGCCCGAAGGGCUGAAUAUGCUACCUUGACUCGCCAUUACUACAACCUCGCAACCGAUUUGUACGAAUAUGGAUGGGGCACCUCCUUCCACUUCUGCCGCUUCGCAUACGGCGAACCCUUCCGUCAAGCCAUUGCCCGUCACGAACACUACCUCGCUCACUCCAUGGGCCUCAAGGAAGGCAUGAAAGUGCUCGACGUCGGAUGUGGUGUCGGUGGACCCGCUCGCGAAAUUGUCAAAUUCGCCGGCGUUAACGUCGUCGGCUUCAACAAUAACGACUACCAAAUCCAGCGUGCUACCCGAUACGCCGAGCGCGAGGGUCUCUCCGACAAACUCACAUUCCAAAAGGGCGACUUUAUGCAAAUGCCCUUCCCAGACAACAGUUUUGAUGCCGUCUACGCUAUCGAAGCAACCGUGCACGCCCCCAGCUUAGAGGGUGUCUACAGCGAAAUCCGCCGUGUUUUGAAGCCCGGCGGUGUCUUUGGUGUUUAUGAGUGGUUGAUGACCGACGAAUACGACAACGAUAACCAAGAACAUCGUGAAAUUAGACUGGGUAUUGAGCUAGGCGACGGUAUCUCCAACAUGGUCAAAAUCUCCGAAGGUCUGGACGCUUUCAAGGCCGCUGGAUUUGAGCUGCUGCAUAAUGAGGAUUUGGCAGAUCGUCCCGAUCCCAUUCCCUGGUAUUACCCUCUUGCGGGUGAAUUUAAGCAUAUGCAGACUGCGUGGGAUUUCCUGACUGUGUUGCGUAUGACUCGUAUCGGUCGUGGAUUCAUGCACCGAUUCAUGGGCGCCAUGGAGAAAAUCUGGCUCAUGCCUCGGGGUACCCAAAAGACAGCCGACAGUCUUGCUAUUGCAGCUGACUGUCUGGUUGCCGGUGGUGAGAAGAAGCUUUUCACACCCAUGUACCUCAUGGUCGGACGUAAACCCGAGUAA